Micropterus salmoides (largemouth bass) is the source of this 3203-nucleotide messenger RNA. Its product is annotated as cyclin-dependent kinase 5 activator 1-like. The record is from RefSeq and is a predicted model, not a curated record. Gene Ontology annotation, cellular component: protein kinase 5 complex; cytoplasm. The coding region runs from base 331 to 1218 and encodes 295 amino acids. Gene Ontology annotation, biological process: brain development; positive regulation of cyclin-dependent protein serine/threonine kinase activity; activation of protein kinase activity. The transcript has a single exon. Gene Ontology annotation, molecular function: protein kinase binding; cyclin-dependent protein serine/threonine kinase activator activity. NCBI's taxonomy places the organism in Eukaryota, Metazoa, Chordata, Actinopteri, Centrarchiformes, Centrarchidae.
AGUGGCUGCAGUGUGCUGGUUCGUUUAAACCCAUGAUUUACGCAGGGCGACUAAUCUUCACUGAGGUUACAGCCGUAGGAUUGUGUCGCAGCGUUUCCCUGCCGAGGCGCUGACACAGCAUCUGUUGGAAUACGAGCUCACCUCUGAAAACCAGCUCCAUCUUCGUCCCCUGUAGACUACCGCCCAGGAGCGACCACACGGAAUAACUGAACGCGUAAAUGGAGUUUCAAACGGUGUCGUGACUGUUCUCUCGCCGCCUCUCACCCUGCAGAAGAUUGCGUUGAAGUUGCACUCCGCAUCCAUACCGCCGCGGCUCUCUCCCUCGCAGACAUGGGGACCGUCCUCUCUAUAUCUCCGACGACGAAGAAGUCCUCUAUUAUGGACUCUGAGGUCGCAGGAGAUGGGCUCAAAAACGACAAGAGCCUCAAGCGACACUCGAUGUUUGUCUCUCUCUCCUGGAAGAAGCUGGUGGCCAAUUCGGCCAAGAAGAGUGCCAAAAAAGUGACCCCGAACCCACUGCCCGCCCGCGAACUCCCGUCCAGCCAGGUGGCUCAGCUGAACAGCGAAAACAUCAGGAAAACGCACCAAACCGAAGAGAAGAAACCCAAAGCGCCCAUCCCGGUCCCGGUGCCCACGGUCCCCACGCAAAACAAGGAGGCCUCCGUCCCGAACGGGAGGCUCUCCACGGUCCAGAAGCAACCCAGCAACCUGUCUCUGGUGUCACCGAGGCGGAUAGUUAUCCAGGCUUCAACCGGGGAGCUGCUUCGCUGUUUGGGGGACUUCAUGUGCCGCAGGUGUUAUAAACUGAAAGCGUUAAACAGCGGAGAGGUGAUCCUCUGGUUCCGAAAUAUUGACCGGACUCUUUUGCUCCAGGGCUGGCAGGACCAAGGCUUCAUCACGCCGGCGAACGUGGUGUUCGUGUACCUGCUGUGCGAGGACACAGUGGCGGACAGCAUUGACAGCCCGGCCGAGCUGCAGGGCACCUUCCAGACGUGCCUCUACCUCGCCUACUCCUACAUGGGCAACGAGAUCUCCUACCCGCUCAAGCCGUUCAUGAUCGAGGCGAACAAGGACGUUUUCUGGGAGACUUCACUCCGGAUCAUCAACAGGAUGAGUGCCAAAAUGCUGCAGCUGAAUGCGGACCCGCACUUUUUCACCGAGGUCUUCCAGGACCUCAAAAACCAGCGAGACACCUGCGAGUCAAACCUGGACCGCUGACAUGGAAACAACCGAUACACACACACACAUUUUUGUUUUUAUUUUUGAAGAUGAAUGUUGCAGCAUAAUCACAUGACGGUGGUUUUGAAUGUAAAGGCCAACAGUGAAGGCUUCUCACGUCUGGGCUGAAUAUCUCUCUAGUGAUGUUACACAACUCCAGUGUGGUGUUUAGGCUACAGUAGGAGAUUUCAUAAAUGCAUGCCAAUGGUAAAUUGUCUUCUUUCGUUUUGUCCCCCUGGGUGACUGGGGGAAUUUGACUUCGUGGCACAAAUCACACCCGAAGCGACACUCAAAUACCCCGUUUGGUUCAAGAUUAGCCCAUUGUCUGGGUAAGUGAGUGGAUGUCGCAGUGAGGUGGACAAGAAUAGAUCUGUGUUUUUGAGGAGUCGAGAGGCGGAGCUGUCCGAGGUGCUGACCUGUGCAGCCAUUUCUCCUCCGCUCCCUGCUAUUUGAGUCACUUGGCCACGACAGGAGCCAAGGGUGGCUUAAGAGGACCAAAGUCAGCCCCAUACACCUUAAGCACAUAAGCUUAAGCCUUGUAUGUGGAGGUGUACAGAAUUUUGUGUUUAAGAAAAAAUGUGCUAGCCGAUAGUUAAGCUGUUAAACAUGCCACAGAUAUCAGAAGCAUGUUACUUGAAGGGGACAAAACAUAUUGCUUGGUAUAACUGUAGAUAUUCCUCUUAUGGGUAACAGAGGUGAAAAGCUAGUUUCCAUCUGCAAACCAUGACUGGAUACUGCAGACAAACAUCAUGCUGUGUAUGGCUAUCUUCACACCUGGGUGGAAUAUGGCUGUGUUCAGCUUCUUUUGUGUGAUUAAAACCACCAUUUUCUUCAUAUAAGCCACCUCACCUUGAAUAAAAAAAUGCCUACCAACCUGAUGCUGUAGUGAGUUAGGCCUACCUGUAAAUAAGCUGUUUGAUCAAUUUGAAUAUGAGGUUUAGUGGGGCAGAAAUGUAAAAUCAGUGAGGGGAGUAUCUUCCCCUUGGAAUGUGAUAAGCCGCACUAAAUGGGCCCAAAGAUGGUUGUUUGGCCAUCUAUGGGCCCAAACCAUCAACCCAAGGCCUCUGUUGUGUAUUGCUUUCCAAUAUAUUGCAGAGGCCAACAUAUAGAGACUGAAUGGAAUGUACAGUUUUUCCACGAGAUUUUCGUUUUUAAAUCUCAUAUGUGCCAAAUAUUAAAUACGCUUGGCCUGACACUAUAUGGUUUACAUGUACAUAUCCCAUAUUUUAACUUUGCUCGUUAUUUUACAUGUCUCUGCCUGUUUUGAAAGUGGCUGUACAUGAUUUAGUUCAAGUAUAACAAAAAAACAAAAACAAAUAGAGCUUAAUGGUCAAAUGGUAUUUUUGCCCUGCUCUUGUGAAUGUGCUGUGGGCUUCGGGUAUGCAGGGUUCAGCUCACUUUCAGUGCAGUCAAUUCAGGAUAGGCGUCUCUUCGUACUAUAAUGUAAAUAUUGAAUGUGAAGGUCUCAUUAUUAAGUGACAGAAGACUUUAUUUGCACACAUCAUUGCAGUUUCUAUAAGCUAAAAGUGAAAACCUGAAAUCAAGCUUGUAGGUCAAACCUGACCGUUUUUAAUCAGUAUUAUACUCCUUCUAAGUGAUCAUUGUGAUGUUGUGUUGUGAACCCAUUGCUUGGAAAGUGGAAUAUAAUGCUGCUAUUUUGCACAGCUGUGAACAAACCUUUGGUGUUUUGCACAUUGGUAUAACAUAACGGUUGUGUACCAGUGUUUUCUUUCAGGCACUGGAGUGCUUGCCAUUACGUUUGCAGUUAAUGUCACCAAGUCUUGCUCUAGAAUGACCAUCUGUGAAUUAGAUCUUUUGUACAGUUAAUUUUUCCUGUAUGUCAGCUAUGGAACGUGAUAUUUAUAUGUAUGUGUUGUCUGUGGCGUUGCGCUACAGUUGCAUUCACGCUCUCUACGUGUUAAUAAAAGGUCAAUAGAGUAAUUGUUUAUGGUGACAAUGAUGAAAUAAAUCCAAAUUUAUGUAGG